CGGAAAAAUUCCCACAGCCAUCAUCGUUGGAAAAAGGCGAUUCCUUUUUUCUCUCACUUUCGGUGUACGUUAGCUUCCUCUCCACUUCUUUUCCUCUUUGCUUCUCCUCCUCUCCUUCUCUUUUAUAGUCGCAACCAAGGGGUUGAAGGAUUCGUAUGUGAGCCGGUUCUUCGCUCUGUCGAAAUGGCUUUCCUCCGAUCGUCCUCAAAUGCAUCUUCUGGGAUGGGUGUUGCUGAGGAUUGCAGGGACAUCUUCCUGGAGCUUCAAAGAAAGAAGACACAUCGAUAUGUGAUUUUCAAAAUUGAUGAGAAACAAAAGCAGGUUAUUGUGGAGAAGACUGGAGGUGCAACUGAAAGCUAUGAUGAUUUCUUGGCAUCUCUGCCUGAGAAUGAUUGUCGUUAUGCCGUCUAUGAUUUCGACUUUGUAACUGAAGAGAAUUGUCAAAAGAGCAAGAUCUUUUUCAUAGCCUGGUCUCCUUCUAUAUCCCGAAUCCGAGCUAAGAUGCUGUAUGCCACCUCCAAGGAUAGAUUCAGGAGAGAGAUGGAUGGAGUUCACUAUGAGAUUCAGGCAACUGAUCCCUCAGAGGUGGACCUUGAGAUCCUGAGAGACCGGGCACAUUAAUUUAGAGAUAUUUUGGGAUCAUGAAUUUGCCAUCAGACGUUGAAUUAGCUUUUUAUGCCCUCUGGAUAAUUGUGUUUGAGAGCUUGAGACUCUAAUACUAUAAGUGAUUGGGUUAUGCUGCUGAACAUUUCUGAAUAUAUAAAUCAAGUGUUGUCGGAAAGUGGUAUCUUUAAGUGGUUCAUCCAAACUUGUAUCGAAAGUAAUAUUUCCAAUAUCACAGAAAUUGUCUGGUCACUGUUAA
This is a messenger RNA of Musa acuminata AAA Group (dessert banana), 862 nucleotides long. Its product is annotated as actin-depolymerizing factor 11-like. The record is from RefSeq and is a predicted model, not a curated record. Gene Ontology annotation, molecular function: actin filament binding. Gene Ontology annotation, biological process: actin filament depolymerization. Lineage: Eukaryota; Viridiplantae; Streptophyta; Magnoliopsida; Zingiberales; Musaceae. Gene Ontology annotation, cellular component: cytoplasm; actin cytoskeleton. Bases 184 to 621 code for a protein of 145 amino acids. The transcript is spliced from 3 exons.